Molecule: messenger RNA, 1763 nt
Organism: Sciurus carolinensis (gray squirrel)
Lineage: Eukaryota; Metazoa; Chordata; Mammalia; Rodentia; Sciuridae
Gene: Echdc1
Product: ethylmalonyl-CoA decarboxylase 1
Exons: 6
Coding region: 141-1064 (307 amino acids)
Biological process (GO): fatty acid beta-oxidation
Cellular component (GO): cytosol
Molecular function (GO): enoyl-CoA hydratase activity
Source: RefSeq, a predicted model, not a curated record
GGGAGGGAGGAACAUGGUGAUACAACAUCUGAUCUUUCCUCCACAACUUAUUGGGUGAAAAAUGAGUACAUAAUAGUUAAUUGGGGCACAGGCAGUGAGUGUUCAGCAUUCCAGUAAGGGAAAUCAGCCUUUGAAGAGGCAUGGAGUUGAAAAAAGAUAUGGCACAAAGUUUUUUGAAUAAAUCAUCUCUGUCUGCAAGGACAAAACUACUACAUCAACUGGGAGUAUCACUUUAUAAUACUUCUCAUGGCUUCCAUGAAGAAGAAGUGAAAAAGACUCUGCUGCAGUUUCCUGGUGGGUCCAUUGACCUUCAGAAGAAAGACAACGGCAUUGGCAUUCUCACUCUGAACAAUCCCAGCAAAAUGAAUGCCUUCUCAGGUGUUAUGAUGCUACAACUUUUGGAAAAAGUGAUUGAAUUGGAAAAUUGGAAGGAAGGGAAAGGCCUCAUUGUUCGAGGGGCAAAAAAUACUUUCUCUUCAGGAUCUGAUCUGAAUGCUGUAAAAGCACUAGGAACUCCACAGGAUGGAGUGGCCUUAUCUAUGUUCAUGCAAAACACCUUAACAAGAUUUAUGAGACUUCCUUUAAUAAGUGUUGCACUGGUUCAAGGUCGGGCAUUGGGUGGAGGAGCAGAAUUUACUACAGCAUGUGAUUUCAGGUUAAUGACUCCAGAGAGUGAGAUCAGAUUUGUCCACAAAGAGAUGGGCAUAAUUCCAAGCUGGGGUGGGGCCAGCCGGCUGGUUGAAAUUAUUGGCAGCAGACAAGCUCUCAAAGUGUUAAGUGGGGCCCUCAAACUGAAUUCAGAAAAAGCCUUAAACAUAGGAAUGAUAGAAGAGGUCUUGCAGUCUUCAGAUGAAACUAAAUCUCUAGAAGAAGCACAAGAGUGGCUAAUGCAAUUUGUCAGUGGGCCACCAGAAGUCAUUAGAGCUCUGAAAAAAUCUGUUUGUUCAGGCAGAGAGCUGUGUUUAGAGGAGGCAUUACAGAAUGAGAGAGAUCUUUUAGGAACAGUAUGGGGGGGACCUGCAAAUUUAGAGGCCAUUGCUAGGAAAGGAAAAUUUAAUAAAUAGAUUUUUUUAAAUGUGUAUGUACUACAAUGAAUACUUCAAUGAAUAAUCUUUAUGAAAGUUAAAUGGUACUAAAUAUGAAUAGGAGAAUUACUUUGAAGUCUACUACUAAAAUUCAGAUUUGUUUGACUAUCUGAACUCAUUUGUUUUGUUUACCAACAUUUGGCUUAUUAACAUAUACACAACUUUUGUUUAAAAAGUACUUGUCAAUUCCUAAAUUUGUAUAAUAGUUCUUAGACUAUAACAGAAGUUUUUGAAAAGGAAAGCUUCUACACAAAACCUAUUUCUUGGUUUAUUUUUCGUAAAUAUUUUGUUCUGUCUUACCUGGAAAUAACUUACCAAAAAACCUUGUAGUUAAAGAAAAAAGUGGGGCAGGGAUCAAGAGAACAUUAAGAUAAGAAAAUCAUUUCUGCUCCAAGCAGCUGGAGUAAAAAGUAGUGAGAAAUGACCCUUUGUUUUAAAAAAGAUCUACUAAACAGUGAGUAAGCAUAAUACAGAACAUCAACCGAUUCUAUUGUUCGUUUCCUGGAACUUCUGUUAACAGCAGUACUAUUGAUAGUUUUAAAGUUGAGACAUAAAGAUUAAUGAAGAAUCCUAUAACAUUUGCAUUUAGAUUUGUUUUUCCAGAAAACAUCUUAACUGUUCUUCUUUUCUAACUAGUUGUAUUUUAAAAGUAAAUUUAAUAAAAAUGCAUAACUCACA